GUAUUAGGUAGCUCUCUUACAUGGAUUCUAGAUUUCUACUUAACAACUGAUAUCGCUUAGCGUGUAUCGAAGCUAAUCUUACAGUUAGCGAUGGGUCGGUAUGUGGCCGAUGUGAUUAGGAUAGAAACUUAUAGGGCCGGGCCGAGGGCAUACGAUGUCGCACCGCAUAUACGAGAAUUUACUGACCCAAUUCUCACUAAACAGCCUACCUACCCGAGUAACAGUCGAAGUGCUUCGCGGUUCUGAGAAACGUUCACCUUAGGUCUUUAACGUCCACGUGAAGAGCGGCUGAUACGACCAGGCCAAUCAUAUUGAGGCGCCCUUUAAUCGCCGCCUCAAGACGGAGUUAUUCCACCGCUUCGAUCUCAGUUCUCCAUCGUCACGGUUACCUCGUGAUUAUCACCAUCCCUCGUUUGAUAUAUCAAACAGUUGUCGGGAAUCGGGAUAUAAAAUGGAGGUCUUGCCUUCGCGUUUAACACGAAGAUAGCCAUUGUCGGCAGGAAAUAAAACAACUAGAUCUCUAGCAUAUCAAUACCAUCAUGAAGUUUCAACUUUCCUCUUUGCUUUUCGGCCUUGCUGCCUCGAUAGUGUCCGCACAAGACACAAACCAGACUGGGCCAUUCUAUCUCCAGAUCGUUGGUCAACAGAACAGCUCUAUCGUUGGUUAUGCCUUAUCGUGCCACACUGGGGCUGCCCUUGAGGGGCUUUGUUACCGCGCGGGACAAGUUCCCGACACCAACGCGCAAUCAUAUCAGUAUUGGUUCAACUAUACCGGAUACACCACGGUGGACGAUGCCCAGGUCGGCCAGCUCAUAUGGAAAUUGCCCUACACGGGUGGAAAUGGCGGCUCGGGAUUGCUUCCGCAGGUGCUCAGCCUGGAGAACUCCGUAAACAGCAAUGUCGCGUCGACAAAUUUCGGUUUUAGCGGCUCCUGCUCGCAGGGCUUGAGCGUUGGUUUCGAUGCGGAUGGCAAGCUAUUCAGCUGGGCCUAUAUCGAUGACUCGACGUUUACCCCGGGCACGAACCCCUUCCCCAGCGGCGUCGGCAAGGCGUACUACCAGUGGUAUGUGUGCUGGAUCUACUACUCCAGCUACUAUUACCAGGCGGUCGCAUGGGCGUCGAGCACACCACCCCACAACCCGACUUGCCAGCCCGUCGAAAUCAGACAAGUCUUUCCGUCUUAAAGAGGGACAUGGUGUCAUUGUCCAUUUCGCUCUUAACCCUCGUUCUUGGCAUAGCGAUGAUACAAUAUUAUAUAUGAAAUGGCUCUUGCGAGAAGGAUGAUAAUUUUGAAAGUACACUCAUCAAUUAAUAAAGACUUACGCCUUUCGGAUUAAAACUUUGCUUAUUUCUAUGGUUUUUUUAAUUGAUAAGGUUUAGAGAUUAACCGGAUUGGGAACUGCACCGAACUCCGUAGCUCAACAAAUGUUGAUUUU
Messenger RNA from Annulohypoxylon maeteangense, 1436 nucleotides. RefSeq lists its product as uncharacterized. The transcript has 2 exons. Bases 540 to 1184 code for a protein of 214 amino acids. The record is from RefSeq and is a predicted model, not a curated record. Lineage: Eukaryota; Fungi; Ascomycota; Sordariomycetes; Xylariales; Hypoxylaceae.